AUGAUAUAUACCAACCCCAGACGGAUGACAAUACCCAACUUGGAUCUUCUUACUCUUCUGUUCGAGUAUGAAGGUUCUCGAGCAAAAGACGAUGACCCAUUAUUUGCCGAGGCGAAAUAUCCCUCCCAAACCAUCACCAAGGCACGCGUCCGCGACUUGACUCGCCAAUUCGCCUACUUCCUUCGCCAUCAAUACGGCAUUGGGAGCGACGGACCCGGGCGCGACGUGGUUGUAUCGAUAUCUACGGGACAAUCUGCGCUAGCCUGCGUGCUCUACGCGGUGCUUGCUGCGGAGGGCAUCUAUUCCGCUGCAUCACCUUCCUCCACGGUGUCAGACUUGACAAGGCAGAUCAAGGAUGGUCCUGGAAAGGUCGUUGUAAGCAGUGAAGAUGUCAAAGGCGUCGCUCUGAGUGCUGCUCGUGAAGCCGGACUGCCUGUUAGGAAUGUUCUGGUGUUAAAGUCUCAUCCACAGAUACAGCUAAAGAGCGCUGACGGCGAGAUUGAAUGCGACUUCAGAGGAUCUCUGGACUGGAGACGAAUCUCUGAUCCGGAGGAGCUCGAGAACAGCAAGGCAUGCAUUGUUUAUUCAUCAGGCACUACAGGACUACCAAAGGGCGUCCUCGUGUCUCACCAGAACAUGGUUUCCGAGUGCUAUCUCCCCAGCACCUUGGGCCGUGAAGCCUGGGAACGAAUAGGCAGAGAUUUUCCUCGAUCCACGCUCGGCCACCUGCCCGCCGCGCACAUUGCCGGCUUGCAGAGUUAUUUCGUAAAUGCUGUCUACGAUGGAGCCGUGACUUACUGGAUGCCAAGCUUCAACUUUGAUGAUUUCGUUCGAUAUUUUGCAGAGCUCAAGCCGACAUUCUUCUUCUCUGUGCCGCCCAUAUUCAUGGCCAUUGCCAAACAUCCCGCAGUCAAAGAUCAGUUUAAGAGCGUCGAAUAUGCGACGUCUGCUGCGGCGCCGAUGAGUUAUGAAUUGCAGCAAGCAGCAAGCAAGAAGCUCAAGGGGAUUGUUUACCAAGUCUGGGGGCUGAGUGAGACGACGGGCGCUGUCACUUAUACUCCACCUGACCGGACUGAUACCAUGGGGAGCUUGAGUCCGCUGCUGCCGAAUGUCAGCCUGAGGCUGGUUGACGAGAACGAUAAUGACGUCGAAGAGGGACAAUCAGGCGAGGCAUUGCUCAAAGGUCCAAUGGUCACCAAAGGAUACCACAACAACCCAGAUGCCAACAACGCAGCCUUUACCACGGACGGCUGGUUUCGAACAGGUGAUGUCCUUAAAAUGGAGGGAGACGUGUUUUACCUGGUUGACCGGAAAAAGGAAUUGAUAAAGUACAAGGGACUCCAGGUUGCGCCAGCUGAACUUGAGGGCAUCCUUACAGCUCACCCAUCCGUGGCCGAUGCCGCCGUCAUCGGGACGAAACGAGAGGACACGGAAGUUCCUAUCGCAUACGUCGCUCUCGCAUCGGGAGCAAAGGGCAGCGUCUCAGAAGCUGAACUUGUCGACUACGUUCGGAGCAAAGUCGCGGAUUAUAAGCGUCUGAGAGGGGGUGUGAUUUUCAUCGAGGCCAUUCCUAGGAGUCCCACGGGGAAGAUUUUGAGGAAAGAUUUGAGAGCAUUGCACAGCCGCCAGAGGGGAUCGAAGAUUUGA
Molecule: messenger RNA, 1647 nt
Organism: Trichoderma reesei QM6a
Lineage: Eukaryota; Fungi; Ascomycota; Sordariomycetes; Hypocreales; Hypocreaceae
Exons: 5
Coding region: 1-1647 (548 amino acids)
Biological process (GO): secondary metabolic process
Molecular function (GO): CoA-ligase activity
Source: RefSeq, a predicted model, not a curated record